AUGAAGGCAUGUGUGCUUCUCUCCCUCCUCAGCUGCCUAGUGGCGCCAAGUGGCGCUGCUGUCAUGGGGCGCUGCACAGUGGCUAAGAAACUCUACGAUGGAGGGCUGCACUAUUUUGAGGGCUACAGACUGGAAAACUGGGUGUGCCUGGCUUAUUUCGAGAGCAAGUUCAACCCCACUGCUGUCUACGACAACAUGCACGGCGACUUCACUGGCUUCGGCCUCUUUCAGAUCCGCAACAAUGACUGGUGUGACCACGGCAAGAACUUGUGCCACAUGUCAUGUGCCGAUUUACUGAAUCCAGACUUAAAGAAGACAAUUGAAUGCGCCAAGAAAAUUGUGAAAGGAAAGGAUGGGAUGGGAGCAUGGCCCUCCUGGUCCUUGCAUUGCCAGUACGCAGACACCCUGGCGCGGUGGCUGGACGGGUGCAAGCUGUAG
Molecule: messenger RNA, 438 nt
Organism: Condylura cristata (star-nosed mole)
Lineage: Eukaryota; Metazoa; Chordata; Mammalia; Eulipotyphla; Talpidae
Gene: LYZL4
Product: lysozyme-like 4
Exons: 4
Coding region: 1-438 (145 amino acids)
Biological process (GO): fusion of sperm to egg plasma membrane involved in single fertilization
Cellular component (GO): acrosomal vesicle; sperm flagellum
Molecular function (GO): lysozyme activity
Source: RefSeq, a predicted model, not a curated record